Messenger RNA from Linum trigynum, 267 nucleotides. Lineage: Eukaryota; Viridiplantae; Streptophyta; Magnoliopsida; Malpighiales; Linaceae. The record is from the annotation of a GenBank genome assembly.
AUGUUGGCCAAGUGGUUGUGGCGGUUUGCAACGAAGAGGGAUAGUUGGUGGCGCAAGCUUAUCGAUAUCAAAUACCACAACCCCUCUUCGGUUUGGCAGACAGAAAUGGUUAGAAGUGGUUUUUCUCAAUCGGGGAUGGUGCUGUCUUCUGCAUUUCCCCGUGUUGCUGCUGACGCCGUCGACUUCGAAGCAAGACUUUCUGAUGUAGCAUCCCUCAAUGGUGAGUUGGGCGAGGCUUGGUUGCACGAGCUCUUGUUGAUUUGCUGA